AUGUCUGAGAGAUCUGAAAAGUUCGUGCAGCCAACCAUCUCAAAAUUUGAUGGCCAUUACGAUUUCUGGUCCAUGACGAUGGAGAAUUUUCUGAGAAGCAGAGAAUUGUGGAGCCUGGUGGAAGAUGGGAUUCCGGCGAUCAGAACAACACAGGCGAGUGAGGUGCAAAACAAAUCUGUAGAAGAGGCGAAGUUGAAGGAUUUGAAGGUCAAGAAUUUCUUGUUCCAGUCCAUUGACAGAGAGAUUCUGGAAACUAUUCUUGACAAAGAUACCUCUAAGACGAUCUGGGAAUCCAUGAGAAAGAAGUAUCAAGGCUCUACAAAGGUGAAAAGGGCGCAAUUGCAAGCUUUGAGAAGGGAGUUCGAAUUGCUGACCAUGAAAGAAGGAGAAAAGAUCGACAUUUUCCUAGGAAGAACCUUGACGGUGGUGAACAAGAUGAAGGUGAAUGGUGAAUCAAUGGAGCAGAGCACGAUCGUGAGCAAAAUUCUCAGAUCGCUAACCUCGAGAUUCAACUAUGUGGUGUGUUCGAUUGAGGAAUUGAAUGAUCUGAGCACGAUGAGUAUCGAUGAAUUACAUGGCAGCCUACUUGUCCAUGAGCAGCGAUUGAAUGGAUAUGUGCAAGAAGAGUUGGCAUUAAAAGUGUUUCAAGAUGAAAGACCUGGUAGAGGAAGAGGUCUCGGAAGUUCCGAGAAGGAUGCGAUAGAGGAAGAGGAAGAGGAAGAAAUGUUGUCGAUCGUACUAUUAUCGAGUGCUACAAAUGUCACCAGUUAG
Abrus precatorius (Indian licorice) is the source of this 771-nucleotide messenger RNA. RefSeq lists its product as uncharacterized. Bases 1 to 771 code for a protein of 256 amino acids. NCBI's taxonomy places the organism in Eukaryota, Viridiplantae, Streptophyta, Magnoliopsida, Fabales, Fabaceae. The record is from RefSeq and is a predicted model, not a curated record. The transcript has a single exon.